Molecule: messenger RNA, 649 nt
Organism: Periophthalmus magnuspinnatus
Lineage: Eukaryota; Metazoa; Chordata; Actinopteri; Gobiiformes; Gobiidae
Product: eotaxin-like
Exons: 3
Coding region: 13-498 (161 amino acids)
Biological process (GO): immune response
Cellular component (GO): extracellular region
Molecular function (GO): chemokine activity
Source: RefSeq, a predicted model, not a curated record
CUCACUGUGAAUAUGGGACACAGCCUGGCACCUGCUGUUCUGCUCUGCCUCAUCACAUGGAUUGCUUCACUUCAUAUAACCAGUGGUUAUUCAUCUAAGUGCUGUAUCAAGAAUAAAAACGUCAUAGUCCGCCUGGACAACAUUGUAGGCUACAAAGUUCAGCCUCAAGGUUUCUGUCCCAUCAUGUCUGUGGCGUUUUUGACCAAGCAGAACAAAUGGAUCUGCUGGGACCCUGAGGAACCAUAUGCACAAAGGGCCAUGCAGAAAGUGGACCAGCUCAGACACACUCAACAACAGAGAGAAGUUACAGUUCCACCUACGGCUAAAGAAAUGACUGUUGGCCAAACAACGGCUCAACUCAGUAGCAGCAAUUCAACGCAACUUCAGACUCAGGUUCACAAGGUGAUGGUGAGGGAGGUGGACAACACUAAAGGGAAAAAAAACUCCAGAAGAAAAACAAAGAAAGGAAAGAGGAGGAAUAAGAGAAGAAGAAUGUGAAUAUGGUCCAAUCAACAAUAGUUUUCAUAAUAAGCUGUUGUUGCACCUGUUUUGCAUUGCUAAGUUUGUUGUUUCUUUUAUUUGCAAUAUAUUAAUAUAUUUGAAUGUCCUUAAAUGUAUGUUUGACAAGAGACAUUUAAUAAAUAAUUAA